Emiliania huxleyi CCMP1516 is the source of this 2247-nucleotide messenger RNA. RefSeq lists its product as hypothetical. The coding region runs from base 1 to 2247 and encodes 748 amino acids. The transcript is spliced from 3 exons. NCBI's taxonomy places the organism in Eukaryota, Haptophyta, Isochrysidales, Noelaerhabdaceae. The record is from RefSeq and is a predicted model, not a curated record. Gene Ontology annotation, molecular function: hydrolase activity; ATP binding; DNA binding.
AUGUUGAUGGCCGAGAUGAUCGGCAGCCUCUUCGCGCUGGCGUUGCUCUCGCCUCGGCAGCCGCCAGCGCGCGAUGCGCGCGUCGCGUCGAUGAGCACCGCCUCCACCACGGCCAGGCCGGCCGUGCCUGCGUCGGCACCGCCGCGAGAGCUGGACAGCGAUCACCUCCAUCUGCUGCAAGCUACCCUCGACAGCAGCGGCGGCAAGGCAGCCGUGCAACGCGCGGCUUGCGCUGCCAUCACCGUCCUCGCCUUGCGCGUCGCCGAGGCGCUCGCCUCGUCUCUCACCGUCGUGCUCAUCCCAGCGCGCGACCUCGUUUCGCAGUCGCAUCGCGACUGGGAGCGCUGGCGGUCGGCUCCAGGCCCGCUCGACGGCUUGCGGUCGCUGGCAGUCUGCUCGUCAACGUCGGUGCCACGGGCGGUGCUGCCGCGCUCGACGGAUACUGACGCUAUUGCGACCUUCCUCCGAGAGACUGAGGGCGCGCCGCGCGUCAUCUUCUGCACCUACCACUCUGCGGAUCGCGUGGGCGCGGCGUUGCGGGAGGUUGGAGCUGCGGCCGACCUGCUGGUGUGUGACGAGGCGCACCGCUGCACGGGACGGACGAGCAAGCGGUUUGCGAGGCCGCUCUUUGACGAGUUUCUUCCCGCCCGCCGCCGCCUCUUCCUCACCGCCACGCCCAAGCUCAUCGGCGAGAAGCGCGACGCAGACGGAGCCCUCAUCCCGGCCGGAUCGAUGGACGACGAGAGCCUUUUUGGGCGGCAUGUUUACCGGCUAAGCUACGGCGAGGCGGUACGACUCGGGGUAGUGUCGCCGCUCAAGCUCGUCUUUCUGGACGUGGCCGACAGGUAUGCAGCGUGGGCGGCCGGUCGCGUGUCCGACUCUGACACGGACGACUCGGACUUGGUCGCGCUCUGCCUCGCCAUGCUCGACUGCCGCAGGAGCUACGGCGUCCGCACCGCCUUUGCCUUCUCCUCCUCCAACGCCCGCGCUGCUAGGCUCGAGCUAGUCGCGACGUCGGUCCUAGAGUCGGACGAGUUUGCCGUCGGCCGCGUCAACGGGUCGAUGCUGUCGGACGCGCGAGAGCGGCGGCUGGCGCCGCUGCGGCGGGCGGGCGAAGCCGAGGCACCGACUCAGCUCGUGACCAACUGCCGCGUGCUUGCGGAGGGCGUCGACUUGCCGUCGGUCGACCUCGUCGUGUUUGCCGACGCGAAGCAGAGCCACGUCGACAUCCUCCAGUGCAUGGGCCGCGCGUCGCGCGUCGCGCCGGGAAAAGCGUUCGGCUACAUUCUCGUGCCGGUCAGCGAGGAGGCGGCCGAUGGCGGGGCACAUGGCAGGGCGACGGCGGUUUUGAGGGCGUAUGCCGAGCAGGACGCGGAGUUCCGCGAAGCCCUCGCUGCGCUCGUCAGCGGCGAGGCGCACGCAGGGGGGCCGCUCGACUACUCGGAAUGGCCGGAGGCGCUGCGCAGCGUGCUGCUGCUGCCAGAUCGCGGCGACGUGCAGCGCGCGGCGGAGCGGACGGUUGCGACGGUGGCGCGGGAGCUCAUCGACCGCUGGGAGCGAAUGUUUGGGCUGCUGCAGGCAUUUCGAGAGCGAGAGGGGCUCGCCAAUGUGCCGAGGCGGCAUGAGGAGGAUGGGGAGCUGCUUGGCGCUUGGCUCCAGCGCCAGCGCAAGCUUCACAAACAUGGGCUGCUGCCGGGAAUGCGCGCUCAACGGCUAGAGGCGUUGGGCGUGGUGUGGGAUGUGCUGGCGGAGCAGUGGGAGCGUACGUUUGGGCUGCUGCAGGCGUUCCGGCAGCGAGAGGGGCACGCCAACGUGCCGAUGCGGCACGUGGAGGAGGGCGAGCAGCUUGGUGUCUGGCUGCAGACGCAGCGAAAGCGCUACCAGGCGCGAGGGUGGAGCGAAGCGGAGCGUAAGCGCAGGAGGGCCAGCGCAAUGAGUGACGAGGAGGUGGAGCGGCUUGAGGCGGUGGGCGUGGCCUGGGAUGUGCUGGCGGAGCAGUGGGAGCGCAUGUUUGGGCUGCUGCAGGCGUUCAAGCAGCGAGAGGGGCACGCCAACGUGCCAAGCGGGCAUGUGGAGGAUGGCGAGAAGCUUGGCCCUUGGCUGUCGACCCAGCGGAAGCGCUACAAGGCGCGAGGGCUGAGCGAGGCGGAGCGUAAACGCGGGAAGGCCAGCGCAAUGAGCGACGGGGAGGUGGAGCGGCUGGAGGCGUUGGGCGUGGUGUGGCAGCGCCGUGGCACACCCACAUAG